AUAUCCUUUUUAUGUUGUUAUGUCGAAUGUGGGUACCGUUUUCGUAUCGAUAAGAUUGCAAGUACAGCGCAAGUGCAGUAGUAAGUUCGAAUAUUAAUCAUGCUUCAUUUAUAAGAUGGAGAAAUUGGUGGGAACAGAUAGACAUGAGGGUACAUAAGGACUUAGUACUUUGGCCAGGACCGUACAAAAAUAUGUGUAAUACAAAAUCAAGACGGUAUAAAGUAAUCUCUAUAACAUGAAGCAGCAGAAAAUGAACAUGAACAAGGAUCUACAAUAUGAACGAAGUAGAUGUACGUUUGACCCUGUGGAAGUUACAUAUCUUUUCGAUGGCAGUCCAGAAAAGACGAAACGACGCCGUGAUCAAGAACAAUAUUUUUUGGAUGAUCUGGCAUUAAAAGAAAAUGUAGCAAUGAAAUAUAAGAGUCAUAAAGAAAUAUAUGAAGAUUCUUUACAAAUUGCCUGCAAUGUUCUUCAAAAAGUUAGAGAAUUGCAAUGCUCAGGAAAAGAAGAUAUUGAUCUUCUCUUACAUAUCUUUGGAGCAAGACUUGGGUCUGCACUGUUCGAAGGUGGAAAUCCGUUGGUCCUGCAUUAUGCUAUGUUUCUACCCUCUAUUCUGGGACAAGCAAAUUCUGAACAGCAAGCAUAUUGGAUAAACAGAGCUUGGGCUGGCGAUGUUAUAGGAACAUAUGCACAGACCGAACUAGGCCAUGGAACGUUUCUCAGGGGUUUGGAAACUACUGCAACGUACGAUCCGGAAACGAAAGAGUUUGUUUUGAAUAGUCCAACUUUGACGUCCUACAAAUGGUGGCCAGGUGGACUGGGUCACACUGCAAACCAUGCAAUAGUCGUUGCGCAAUUAUACACCCAGGGAGAAUGUAGGGGAAUUCAUCUGUUUGUUGUACAGUUAAGAGACGUGGAGACACACGAACCUUUAAAGGGCAUUAUAAUUGGAGAAAUUGGUACAAAAUUGGGGAUGAACGGCGUUAACAAUGGGUUUCUCGGAUUUCGUGACUUUAGGAUACCACGGGAGAAUAUGUUGAUGAAGAAUUCCAAGGUACUAGAGGAUGGAACAUACAUAAAAUCUAUGAAUGAUAAGUUAACGUACGGUACGAUGGUGUUCGUUCGAGUAAUGUUGCUGCAGGACCUCCUACACUAUUUAAUGAAAGCUGUUACUAUUGCGGUUCGAUACAGCGUAGUAAGACGUCAAGGUCAAAUAAAUCCGGAACAACCAGAGGUACAGAUUCUCGAUUACGUAACGCAACAACACAAAAUCUUCCCUCAUAUUGCCACAUGUUUCGCAAUAAAAGUUACUGCCAGUUGGGUUUGGGAUAUGUAUAAUACGGUACAAAGUCAAUUGCACCAGGCAGAUUAUGAAAAACUACCGGAGUUACAUUCUUUGUCAUGUUGCCUAAAAGCAGUUGUAUCUGCAGAUACAGCAGCUGGAAUAGAGCAACUUCGGUUAUCUUGUGGUGGACAUGGAUACAUGACUGCCAGCAAUCUGCCAGGACUUUACGGAUUGGCCACUGCAGUCUGUACUUACGAAGGAGAAAACACAGUCCUACUUUUGCAAACAGCUAGGUACCUCGUAAAAUCAUGGAAACAAGCUAUGAAUGGUGAACCAUUGCCAGAUUCUGUAGAGUAUCUUAACGAAGCAGCAAAAGGAGUAAAACAUCGUCGUUGGAGUAACGAUUUGGAAUGUCUGAUUGAUGCCUAUGACGCGGUAGCCGCAGGAUUCGUUCGUUCAGCAGCAGAACAUUUGGAUCGCAGAAUACGUGACGGAGUUCCGAUGGAGGAGGCGUGGAACCAAACGGGCAUCGAACUAGCUCAGUGUGCGGAAGCUCACGCUCGAGUUUUCAUUGUAAAGACAUUUGCAAAAGCUGUCAAACAGUUAAACUCGAAGUCUGAAGAAUUUCGUCAAGUAAUGUUUCAACUCUGCGAACUGUAUAUCGUAUAUUGGGCUUUGAGAAACGUUGGUAAUUUUCUUCGGUUUUCUUCUAUGCAGAAAGAGCAUGUGGAGACACUUCAUUCACGCUUGGAAUAUUUGCUGACGACAAUCCGUCGAAAUGCUGUAGGAAUCGUUGACGGUUUCGAUUUCGAUGACCAUAUUCUUUGCUCGGCUUUGGGUGCUUACGAUGGUAACGUUUACGAACGAUUGUUUCAAGAAGCCAUGAAGAGUCCUCUGAACCGUGAAGCUGUGAACAUAUCUUUUGAAAAAUACUUAAAACCAUUUCUUAAGAGUAAUUUAUAGUGUAAUCUUUUUAAAGGAAAUGUUUAAUCAUAAUUAUUAUCUCGUAUUUGUUUUGUGGCGAUUGGA
Molecule: messenger RNA, 2314 nt
Organism: Bombus impatiens (common eastern bumble bee)
Lineage: Eukaryota; Metazoa; Arthropoda; Insecta; Hymenoptera; Apidae
Product: probable peroxisomal acyl-coenzyme A oxidase 1
Exons: 12
Coding region: 236-2248 (670 amino acids)
Biological process (GO): fatty acid beta-oxidation using acyl-CoA oxidase; lipid homeostasis
Cellular component (GO): peroxisome
Molecular function (GO): fatty acid binding; FAD binding; acyl-CoA oxidase activity
Source: RefSeq, a predicted model, not a curated record